Molecule: messenger RNA, 673 nt
Organism: Aspergillus eucalypticola CBS 122712
Lineage: Eukaryota; Fungi; Ascomycota; Eurotiomycetes; Eurotiales; Aspergillaceae
Product: AN1-type zinc finger protein
Exons: 2
Coding region: 1-258 (85 amino acids)
Molecular function (GO): zinc ion binding
Source: RefSeq, a predicted model, not a curated record
AUGGCGCCCCGCAAGCCUCGCUGCAACUUCAAGGAGUGCAAGGAAGCCGCUCAACGCAUCGUCGGAGACUGCAGCUUCUGCAGUGGUCACUACUGCUCUAAGCAUCGCAUGCUAGAGGCUCACGCCUGCACUGGUCUUGAGGACUGCAAGAAGGAGUCCCACGCCCGCAAUGCCGAUAAGCUCAACAGUGAGCGGACUCACGUCAUUAAGGGCCGCGGUGUUCCUACUUCUACACUACACACUUAUUGCCGGCAUUAGCACGUACUGCAUGGCCAGUAACGCUUUCCGCGACAGUUCGCCACCUGGGUUGGGGAGGGAGUUUUGAUGUUGAUACUGUUCCCUGUUUGGCGUUUACACAGCUCUGGAGUUUCGACGGCUAUAUUCUAUAUUUUUUUUUGAGUAUCUAUUUGCUGCAUAUUUCCUUAAUCCUUUUUUUUUGCAGUGAUCGUGUUCAUCUUCCCAUGGACUUCCCGCGGGCGGUUAUUGGCAACGCACCGAUAUUAGACAACUCUCCAUCUUCCAGUUCGUGUUGGAUAGAAUUGAUGGGCUUUUUACCCCGUUUGUGAAUGGUUUUGCUAUUUCCACUGGUGUGUCACAUAGCCAAGCGGUCAUAGGUAUAUAUGCAUAUUUGUCCACACCUUCCACCAUCAAUUGAACCCAUAGAUUCAAACCC